This is a messenger RNA of Rhagoletis pomonella (apple maggot), 1128 nucleotides long. Its product is annotated as NGFI-A-binding protein homolog. The record is from RefSeq and is a predicted model, not a curated record. The transcript has 4 exons. Bases 76 to 762 code for a protein of 228 amino acids. NCBI's taxonomy places the organism in Eukaryota, Metazoa, Arthropoda, Insecta, Diptera, Tephritidae.
CGUCAAAUUGUUAAGGAUGCCGGUUUUGGGCAUUCGGCGAGUAUAGCGCGUUAUGGGGGCCUGUUACCGCAAGUAAUGCAGGCACAGCAGGCGAUGGCGCGUUCCGUUGCCGUCCUGGAUUGUGAAUCGAGUGAUUCGAUGGCGUCUGCGUCGGGUAAGCGUGCGCGUUUGGCCUCCACCGAGACAACGAGCGCGGUGACGCCUGCCGAUUUGGGUCUGAGCCGGGACUCAACAACUGAGGAUUCGCGUUAUAAUCUCUUCGCUAUGUAUCAGAAAUUUGCCAAACCACCAUUCGAUCUAACGGAUAUUAGCAAAUUUAACCUCAGCAAGUCCGAAUAUGAUGACAAUGAUAACGAUUCGCGCCUUUCAUUCAGCAAUUCCAGUUCACCUUCCAUGCCACCCAGCUCCCUUGAAAAUGAGCGCGACCUAUCCGAUUCGAUGAAGUUCAAAAGUCUAACCUCUUUUGCUGCCAACGUCAUAACCACCACAGCUGUUCAUAGUGGGCAGGAGCUGUUAGAUAGCCCAGAUCACACGAAACCUUCACCCAAUCAUCAACAACGCAAUCAAGCAAAGCUUUUGGGCUGUCCCACCACCGAAUCCACCACUGUUGGUUUGCAUAACAAUUCACCACUAGGUGGCGUACAAGUUAUCUCGGCAGCUGGCGGUCACAUCAUUGCUGUGGCGAAUCCAGCGCUGGCACUGAGUCCAACACUCAAUGAGGCGCUGAGUCUGAAACGUGAAGCGAAUUCACCGGAAUUGUAAAACCUAUGAGAAAGGAAGGAGGAGGGAGCGUUUGAAAAUUGGGUUGGGAAGUAAUGGACUCAAGCGCGAUUAAAUAUUUCACAGUUCAAAACUUAAGUACAUACAUAGAUUUUUAGUUUUAAUUUGUUCGUUAUGAAAUGAAAACAAAGAAAGAUAAAUAUUAUGAAAUCGUGCAAUUUAUGUAGAGUAAGUAAUUUAUUAGAUUACAUACUUAUGUACAUAUAGUUAUACGGUAAAUAGAAAAACUUAAAAAAAUAUAAACAAUUGAUUUGCACAUUUUUAAACUAACAGCAGGAACCACAAUGAAACUGCCUUUUAUGUGUACAGUUAAAUAAGGAAAUAAAUGUUGAAAAUCAUUCACUAUAA